Daphnia pulicaria is the source of this 1097-nucleotide messenger RNA. RefSeq lists its product as uncharacterized. Gene Ontology annotation, biological process: sleep; positive regulation of voltage-gated potassium channel activity; regulation of synaptic transmission, cholinergic. The record is from RefSeq and is a predicted model, not a curated record. Bases 200 to 835 code for a protein of 211 amino acids. NCBI's taxonomy places the organism in Eukaryota, Metazoa, Arthropoda, Branchiopoda, Diplostraca, Daphniidae. The transcript has 4 exons.
AUAUCGUUGUAGCCACUCAGUUAGUAAUGAGGCACCGUCGCGUCCCCUUCUAUAAAGCCUACCUACGCAACAUUGAAGAAAACUUAACAACCAAUUUCAUUAUCAUCCAAUCGUAGUUUGAGCAAGCUUCUAACCUCUAAAAAAACGUGUAAUAUUAGAAUACAGGAUUUCAUUGUGAGAACAACAACAGCAGAUUGGAAUGAAUAAUACGUCCAAAUCAUUCAUCGUGGCAGUUUUAUUGGUGAUGAUUAGCCUAGCUUCUAGUCUUCAGUGUUAUUCGUGCCAGAGCCGGGAGAAUGAAGCGUGUGGCAGAAAUCCGACCGAAGCCAAUCGAAUCACGUGUGCUAUCAACAAAUUUUGCAUCGUUAAACGCACCGAACGUACUGAUUCUACUGGGAGAAAUGUAACGAUUUUGAGAAGUUGCCGCCAAUCCGCUAUGGUGAGUGCAGUCAGUUCCGGAGGAAAUCAAGUUGGCAUUUCUGUUUCCUCGCAAUCGUGCUCAACUGACCUAUGCAAUACCGGCAACGGCCUAAUAGGACCCAACAACAAUUUAUUACCAGGAUUCAACAUCAGCAACAGCAAUAUCAACUUUGGAUUCAUUAAUAAUCAUUUUGAUUUUUUUAAUCAUUUCAAGAAAGUAUUGAACCAAACUUUCAGCCGCCAAUCACCCAGCGUUGUAUCCGAAGCCAAGAGGAUGGUUCUCAAGGAUCUCAAUGUGCCAACUUCGCUGAAAAUGUUUGGCGUCAUUAUUCCUCAGCAGCAGCCAAGCGACGACGGCGACAACCUAAAAAGAUCCGUCGGUGGUAUAGCGAUAAGACAGGGUCGGCUCCCAUAGCCUGGUUUAGAGUCCCGCAUUUGCACAAUAAAGAUUAAGGAGUGUCAGAUGAAUCCGCCUUCAGCAGUGCUUUGAUGUUUCAGCAGCAGCACCACCGAUAGCAGGAUCUGCCGAUGAUGGUGCUUUGAGAUCGUUAUAAAAUGGAUAAUCAUAAUUAUUUUUACUUUUCAUUAUUUCUAUGUGCUUAUCCAUAUUCUUGUCUACACUGUGUACCGUUACUGUAUUUUUUUAAACAUAGUGAAAUUAGAAGAAUUCUAGAGAA